Messenger RNA from Dipodomys spectabilis (banner-tailed kangaroo rat), 1347 nucleotides. RefSeq names its product phosphoethanolamine/phosphocholine phosphatase 1 (gene Phospho1). The record is from RefSeq and is a predicted model, not a curated record. The coding region runs from base 385 to 1188 and encodes 267 amino acids. Gene Ontology annotation, biological process: bone mineralization involved in bone maturation. Lineage: Eukaryota; Metazoa; Chordata; Mammalia; Rodentia; Heteromyidae. The transcript has 4 exons. Gene Ontology annotation, molecular function: phosphatase activity.
CAGCAGCCCGGGGGAAUGGGGGGCAGGUGGGGGGAGCCAUCUAGACGCACGUCAUCCACGGUCCUUCGGGACUGGAGGGACUCGUGAGCCGGAGCCCAGGAAUCCGGGGGUGGAUAAAACACCGCGCCCCCCCCAUUCCGUAAGCACCCCGAGCUCUACCCUGCACCCUAAUACCUUAGCUAGACCCCCCCUCCCCAAUCUUUACACUCAAACUCAGCCGGGACAGACCUCUGCCACCGCCGCCCCCACCCUUCAAGAGGAGAUCCUACUCCCUUCUCUAAGAGGGACUCUGAUCACUCAGGACAAAGCUGCUGGAGGUGCUCUGGACAACAGCUGGAGGCCAACAGAGUCCCUAGACGUGGUGCUCAGGGUGAUGUACUGACAAUGAGCGGGUGUUUUCCAGUUGCUGGCCUCCGAUGCCUGUCUAGGGACGGCGGGAUGGCGGCGCAGGGCGCGCCUCGCUUCCUCCUGACUUUCGACUUCGAUGAGACCAUAGUGGAUGAAAACAGCGACGACUCGAUCGUGCGCGCCGCUCCGGGCCAGAGGCUGCCCGAGAGCCUGCGCGCCACCUACCGCGAGGGCUUCUACAACGAGUACAUGCAGCGCGUGUUCAAGUACCUGGGUGAGCAGGGCGUGCGGCCCCGGGACCUGCGCGCCGUCUAUGAGGCCAUCCCCCUGUCGCCGGGCAUGGGCGACUUGCUGCAGUUUAUAGCCAAGCAGGGUUCCUGCUUCGAGGUGAUUCUCAUCUCCGACGCCAACACCUUCGGUGUCGAGAGUGCGCUGCGUGCCGCCGGCCACCACGGCCUCUUCCGCCGCAUCCUGAGCAACCCGUCGGGGCCCGACUCCCGGGGACAGCUGGUCCUGCGGCCCUUCCACACCCACAGCUGCACGCGCUGCCCGGCCAACAUGUGCAAGCACAAGGUGCUCAGCGACUACCUGCGCGAGCGGGCUCGCGACGGCGUGCACUUCGAGCGCCUCUUCUACGUGGGCGACGGCGCCAACGACUUCUGUCCCAUGGGGCUGCUGGCGGGCGGGGACGUGGCCUUCCCGCGCCGCGGCUACCCGAUGCACCGCCUCAUCCAGGAGGCGCAGAAAGCCGAGCCCAGCUCCUUCCGCGCAGGCGUGGUGCCCUGGGAAACCGCCGCCGACGUGCGCCUCCAUCUGCAACAGGUGCUGAAGACGUGCUAAGGACCGCCGCCGCCUGCAGGGGGCGCUCGAGGCGCCGGCGCGGAGAAGGGCCCGGGCCCAGCGGGAGGGGUGGGGGAGUGGGAAAGACAAACCUAGUUUUACCAUUCCCUCUUCCCUUUCGCUUUGCUACGUCCCUCCGGGAAUUUCUGGAGUUUUGUC